Molecule: messenger RNA, 1796 nt
Organism: Pseudophryne corroboree (corroboree frog)
Lineage: Eukaryota; Metazoa; Chordata; Amphibia; Anura; Myobatrachidae
Gene: SLC30A6
Product: solute carrier family 30 member 6
Exons: 14
Coding region: 5-1561 (518 amino acids)
Biological process (GO): transmembrane transport; zinc ion transport
Cellular component (GO): membrane; Golgi apparatus
Molecular function (GO): monoatomic cation transmembrane transporter activity
Source: RefSeq, a predicted model, not a curated record
AAAGAUGGCUUCCGUACACGUCGCACAAACAGGUCACCUGAUUAGUCACAUGAUUCGGUACAGAAGUGACGUUUUCCUAUCAGCCAACCAAAGAGCGGAAAGCUGGUCACUAUGCCAACGUGUUCCGCCCCCGGUUUGUGCCUCCUCCGGCCCCAGGUUCCUAGACAUGGGGACCAUAUAUCUUUUUCGGAAGACACAGCGUUCUCUUUUGGGCAAGUUGACGCAGGAGUUUCGACUGGUGGCAGCAGAUCGCAGAUCAUGGAAGAUUUUGCUGUUUGGUGCAAUAAAUGUGGUCUGUACAGGAUUCUUGCUGACGUGGUGCAGUUCUACAAACAGUAUGGCUCUAACUGCUUACACUUAUCUGACCAUCUUUGACCUCUUCAGUAUAAUAACGUGUUUGAUAAGUUAUUGGGUAAUGAUGAAAAAACACAGUCCCACAUAUUCCUUUGGGUUUGAACGCUUGGAAGUACUAGCAGUUUUUGCCUCCACAGUUCUGGCCCAGCUCGGUGCACUCUUUAUACUGAAAGAAAGCGCUGAAAGAUUUUUUGAGCAGCCAGAGAUACAUACUGGUCGUCUGCUUGUGGGAACAUUUGUGGCCCUGUUUUUCAAUCUACUUACUAUGCUUUCUGUUAAAAAUAAACCUUUUGCCUACGUUUCAGAAGCUGCUAGCACAAGCUGGCUUCAGGAACAUGUAGCAGAUCUAAGCCGAAGUUUGUGUGGAAUUAUCCCAGGGCUCAGCAGUAUUUUCCUACCUCGGAUGAACCCGUUUGUGUUGAUUGACAUCGCUGGAGCACUGGCACUUUGCAUUACCUACAUGUUGAUAGAAAUUAACAACUAUUUUGCAGUGGACACCGCGUCAGCAGUCGCCAUUGCUGUAAUGACAUUUGGCACCAUGUAUCCAAUGAGCGUUUAUAGUGGCAAAGUUCUGCUCCAAACAACACCACCUCAUGUCAUUGGCCAGCUUGAUAAGCUUCUUCGAGAGGUCUCCACUCUAGAUGGGGUUCUUGAAGUGCGCAAUGAGCAUUUUUGGACUCUGGGAUUUGGGACCAUGGCUGGGUCACUCCAUGUCCGCAUAAGAAGAGACGCGAAUGAACAGCUGGUACUUGCUCAUGUUACAAACCGGCUCAGUUCUUUGGUUGCGACGCUCACAGUUCAGAUCUUCAAGGAUGAAUGGUCAAGGCCGGUCUUGUCUUCUGGUCCCAUGCCACCCAAUAUGUUGAACAUUCCAGAGCAUCACAUUAUUCAGAUGCCACCUCUGAAGACUCCAAAUGAUGAAUUAAGUCCAAUGACCUCCACCCCUUCCAAACCCAGCAGCCCACCCCCAGAAUUUGCAUUUAAUACACCAGGUAAAAAUAUCAACCCUGUUAUUCUUUCAAACACUCAGACAAGGCCAUAUGGCCUAGGACUUCAUUAUGGAUCUGCACCAUAUGGUACAAUGUUUAACCAAGAACUUGGAGUGCCUGGUCUUGGCAGCACACAGGGUUUGCGGACUGGUUUUACAAACGUUGCCAAUAGAUACGGAACAUACACUCCAGGACAAUUCACUCAAUUCAAACAAUAACUUUAUUUUUGCGCAGUGGGUUUCCUUCCUAUUUUAUGUAUGUUGAACGUAUCGGAGAACUCUCAGAUGCUGUGUAAUUUUUGGGGGACUCUACUUGGACUUAUGAAAAGCUCCAGCUGUCAUGCAAUACCGCUGAUACGUUUUACCAAGGAACUUCUUUUUCUUUAAAAUUCUUGCACACAUUUGAGUGAUAAGGCAACAAAACAGUAUUUUUUAAUAAAGUAACUGACAGCUG